This is a messenger RNA of Daphnia pulicaria, 2268 nucleotides long. RefSeq names its product nucleolar protein 10-like (gene l(2)34Fd). The record is from RefSeq and is a predicted model, not a curated record. Gene Ontology annotation, biological process: maturation of SSU-rRNA from tricistronic rRNA transcript (SSU-rRNA, 5.8S rRNA, LSU-rRNA). The transcript has 13 exons. Bases 89 to 2224 code for a protein of 711 amino acids. Gene Ontology annotation, molecular function: protein binding. NCBI's taxonomy places the organism in Eukaryota, Metazoa, Arthropoda, Branchiopoda, Diplostraca, Daphniidae. Gene Ontology annotation, cellular component: small-subunit processome; nucleolus; 90S preribosome.
GCUCAACAGCAGACGAAUUUUAAAGUUAUUGUGCACGCGUGUUGUGUGUGAAAUCGUUUUUCGACAGGUUCUCAAAAGAAUUACCAGAAUGUUGAUUCAAAGCUCUAACAAUGUGAAAAUUUAUAAUUUGAGUGCUGGGAAAUCUUUGCCUGAGUGGUUGUCAGACAGAAAAAAGAGAGCCUUGCAAAGUAAAGACUUGGACAUCAGAAGACGAGUGGAGCUCAUUCAAGAUUUUGACAUGCCUGGGGUCAGCACCUCAAUUAAAGUUUCAAAGGAUGGGAAAUAUAUUAUGGCUACUGGCAUCUACAAGCCAAGAGUUCGGUGCUAUGAAGUAGCUAAUCUGUCCAUGAAAUUUGAAAGGUGUAUGGAUGCAGAAGUCAUCAAAUUUGAGAUGUUGUCAGAGGAUUACAGUAAAGUAGUUUUCUUGCAGUGUGAUCGAUUUGUCGAAUUUCACGCUCAGUAUGGCCGAUAUUAUAGAACAAGAAUACCGAAAUUCGGAAGAGAUUUGAAGUAUCAUUUUCAGUCAUGCAACCUCUACAUAGUUGGUACCGGGCCAGACGUAUAUCGCUUGAAUUUAGAAGAAGGGAGGUUUCUUAAUUCAUUUCAAACAGAAGCAACCACUCUUAACGUUUGUGAUAUGAAUCCCUUUCAUCAGCUGUUCGUCUGUGGUUCCAAAGAAGGAAAAAUAGAGGCAUGGGAUCCUCGUGCAAGGAAUAGAGUGGGAGUUCUCGAUUGUGCUUUACACUCUGUGACACCUGACACUCAAGUUACCGGUGUCCCUCAAGUCACGGCUGUCAAGUUCCGUGAUGCACUGACAUUGGGAGUAGGAACUUCAACAGGCCAGAUCUUACUUUAUGAUUUGCGAUCCAAUCGUCCGACUAAAGUGAAAGACCACCGAUAUGGACUUCCCAUAAAAACAGUAGAUUUCCAUCACCUGAAUCAUGAUUUGGUAGCGUCAAUGGAUUCAAGAAUCGUUCGAUUGUGGGAUAGAAAUACGGGUGAACCAUACGUCUCUGUUGAAGCAACAUCAGAUUUGAACGAUCUAUGUUUGGUACCUAACAGUGGUAUGAUGUUCAUGGCUACGGAAGACAAAAAAAUGCUCACUUAUUACAUACCUAAUCUUGGACCGGCUCCUCGUUGGUGUAGUUUCCUUGACUCGUUGACAGAAGAAUUAGAGGAGGGAGAAACUGCUGCCGUCUAUGACGAUUACAAAUUCUUGACAGUAGAUGAACUACAUGACCUCGGAUUUGGUCACCUUAUUGGGACCAAUCUAUUGCGUGCCUACAUGCACGGUUAUUUUAUCGACAUGCGACUAUAUAGGAAAGCCAAAUCCAUUGUUGAACCUUUAUCACUUACCCGCUACAAACAGAAUAAAGUAAAGGAAACAAUUGACCAACAGCGGUCCAGCAGAGUUCAAUUGCAGAAACUUCCUGCGAUUAACCGUGAGCUUGCACUUAAGCUUAUGGAGGAUAGUAAGGCGGUUGAUGAUGCUGAAGCAGUUGGAAAGAAGAGUGGUGCAAAAUUACUUAUGAGCUCCAACAUUCUAAAUGAUUCGCGUUUCAAAGAUCUUUUCGUAAACCCGAACUUCCAGAUAGACAAAUCUUCUGAAGAAUUCAGAUUACUAAAUCCUGCAGUUUCACGUUUGGACAAAAUCCGAGAAAAACGUAUCAAAAAGGCUCUCAUCGAAGACCAGUUCGAGCCCGUCGAGGGAACGAGCACGGAAAAUCCACUUAAUGAUGAUGAAUUUUCAGAUAGUGAAAGAAAGGGUCGCAAACGGACAAUUUCGACCGAUGACAGCAGCAGUGAUUCUGACGACGCAAGUCUUCGAAAUGAAAUCAAGUUACAGCAUAAGAUUAUAAGAGAAGAGAAGUUUCAACAGAGAAAAUUGGAAAGACAACAAGAGAAGCUGGAAGGUCCUAAGUUCAUGGCAUUAAAACCUGGGCAAAAAUUCCAAGGGUUCCGUUCAACCACUGACCAACCUAAGAAGAAAUUGGCCAAGGCUUCGCUUGGUGAGCGAAUUCAUUUAGAAGAAGAUGUAGACAAAGUUAAGCUUGCUCCAUCAGCUGGUUCUAGAGAAAUGACUUUCACGCUCCCACAGAGUGAACGCGUCACAAAAGCUAGAGAACAAGCCGAACAACAUCAUGAAGAGCGACGUAAAAUCAUUCGAUCUGCCAAUCACUUGAGAACACGGGGUCGUGGGCGGGGUGGUCGCGGAAGAUUUUGAUGUAUUUGUUAAUUAAGUGAAAUAAACAAGACAUUUCGUGUUUA